Messenger RNA from Stegodyphus dumicola, 453 nucleotides. Its product is annotated as agrin-like. Gene Ontology annotation, molecular function: laminin binding. Gene Ontology annotation, biological process: cell differentiation; receptor clustering; multicellular organism development. The record is from RefSeq and is a predicted model, not a curated record. NCBI's taxonomy places the organism in Eukaryota, Metazoa, Arthropoda, Arachnida, Araneae, Eresidae. Gene Ontology annotation, cellular component: extracellular region.
AUGUUUUCAAGUAGAUUGUGUUUUCUUUUGCUAUGUGCAUUAAAUUUGUACGAUUACGGAGCUGAAGCUCGAAGACGACGAUACCGAGAAUGUCCAGAAGAAAGGUUAAAAAUUCGGGAAAGUAUGGCUGACGUGGUACUGACAGGUACAGUGAAACGCUUGUACGGUGGUCAGGAUGACCAGUACAGUGGGGAAGUACUUGUGAAAAGAGUGGUAAAGGGCGAUCAUCUGAGAGCCGGGGAAUCACUUAUCGUUGAAGGAUUCGGAAAUGAAGAUAUAUGUGUCAGUAAUGUUUUAAUGAAAGAUUCAAAAAUAUUUCUUCUCAGUCAGCUGCAGACGGGACGUUUUAAGUUAAAUUCAAGUAUGCUGCAAAUCAACAUCCCUAACUUGGAUAAAGUAACAGCAACUGUUAAAGGUAAACAAAUUAUAUAUCCUCUUCAUUGGUUUGCGUGA